Molecule: messenger RNA, 1017 nt
Organism: Suillus clintonianus
Lineage: Eukaryota; Fungi; Basidiomycota; Agaricomycetes; Boletales; Suillaceae
Exons: 7
Coding region: 1-1017 (338 amino acids)
Source: RefSeq, a predicted model, not a curated record
AUGACUUUCUCGAAAGGCAUUUCGCAGGAUAGUGCUGCUAUAAUGUCAACAGUCCUGGAAGGCAUGUUAUACGGCUUUUCUGUCCUUAUGUUUAUUGGCACCAUGUGGGCACUAACCUACAAACGUCACAUACGAGACGCGAAUCGUCCAAUCACUGCUGUGGCCGUCCUGCUGUUGGUGCUGAGUACCGCGCACAUGGUCGUAGACAUCAUUCGGACUGAAGACGGGUUGGUGAAGUACCGCAGUAUUUCAGGCGGCUCAGAGGCGUUCUUCGCAGACGUUCCCGGAGAAAUAUUUGUGAUCAAGAACGUGAUAUUCGUUUUGCAAACUUUGGUCGCCGACGGGGUGGUGAUUUAUCGUUGCUAUGUCGUUUGGCAGACCGUCUGGGUUACCAUCCUACCAAGCAUACUGUGGUGUAGUGUCGCAGCCACUGGCGUUUAUUCAGCUUUUAACUUUUCUCGAGUUGCGCAUAUGGCUAGCGUCUCCGGCAGCGUCCCCAGCCCAGCGGCUCGUGAAUGGAUCUUGACAUUCUAUGCAUUGGCAUUUGUAACGAAUUUAUUGAGUUCAGGGUUACUGGUGUUUCGUAUCUGGAAAAUCGAACGCAGUGUCUCUACCUCUCGCGCUACGAAAUCCACCACGACGAGCAUAUUACGGGUAAUUGUGGAUGCUGCUAUUGUGUACUCCAUAGCGCUCCUCUGCACCCUAAUCACUUCCGUCUGCUCGAACAAUGGAACGUUUGUCAUGAUAGACAUACUCAUGCCCAUCAUCUCCAUUGUUUUCUACAUGGUGAUGAUCCGAAUCGCAAUCAGUAGAAACAGUCAUGUUUUGACUGUCCGUGGAUGGUCCACCAGUGAGACGAAUCGGGGAAACUUGCAGCAAUAUCCUUUGAAGCCUAUGCAGGUCCAUAUAUCUCAGUUGACGCACAAUGAUGGUGCCUCAAUGUACAGAAAUGGGAAUCACGACCGACCAUCGACAGGCAAGGAGGUGCCUGCGGAAGGGGCAUCUUACGACGUGUAA